This is a messenger RNA of Ostrea edulis (European flat oyster), 1247 nucleotides long. RefSeq lists its product as uncharacterized. The record is from RefSeq and is a predicted model, not a curated record. The coding region runs from base 583 to 1101 and encodes 172 amino acids. Lineage: Eukaryota; Metazoa; Mollusca; Bivalvia; Ostreida; Ostreidae. The transcript has 4 exons.
GAAGCUUUAAAGAAUGGCUGGAGGACGUGGUGUUCACAAACUGAGAUAUGCGGUAAAAUUCAAUCUCUGUGGUGAGUUAUCGCCACGUUUGGAGUUAUUCUUCACGAAAGGAAGCAAAUCUUUGUGAAAAGCUGAAAACGACUGAUAUAUUGUCACUGGAUCUGAAGAGGAAGAGUGGAAUAAACACGGAAAUCAUUAAAUGAGAAGAUUUCGAGUGAUCUGCCUAGAAUCUAGGAACAUUAGUGAGUGUGAAAUACCACGGAAAUAAAAUCACCAACUAAGAUUAUGAUGGCGAGGAAGCUGUGAUUAGUCCCAGAGCGAGUUAAUCCACUGCAAUCGGUGCAUAUUUCAAGGCCAUAUGGAGGCACUGAUUGAUGAGGAAGGAAUUUUCCUGAUGCAUCGGAUACAUAUGUAAAUGUAUUCAAGUCUAAUUCUACUACCUGACCAACGUAGGCGUGGACGUCCUUGAUUUUCUCACUGUGGAAAGGAGUAUGUAAUUUUUCUCACACCACUAAAUUUAAGUGACAACUGAUGUCUGACUAAUGAAAAUAUACCUGUCAGCAGACGUCAAGAACUCAAGUAAUGUUCGUAGUAUAUACUCAGUCUACCUCGGAGACAGACGCAGCAACAAUAGACACCAUAUAUACCACAAAUACAAGGACACCCGGUCCUACCAACAGCCGGAUUCCAAAUGAUGACAUUGAGAUCAUCAUCAUCGUCAUAUGCGUCAUAGCUGUCGUCGCUCUUGUCAUACUUAUGUAUGCACUAAUAAAGAAAUUUAGGUACUCCAAACCGUUUUUAAGAUUCAUGAAUUUGACUCGAGGGAGAUCUUCCACAACUGGAAGUCACCAUCCACUGGAGCCCGAUGAAGUAGAAGAUUUUCCGCCUCCGAGAACUGAACGAGAAUUGUUCUCCAUUGGUGAUCAUGACGACAUUGACAUGCGCCGAGGAGGAGCAGCCCCAGACGAUGGCUACUACUUCGAUGAAAUUUACGAGAAAUCAGCAUUUGUGGACGAAGCCACAAAUUCUUCAAUAAAAGAACUUAAAAUUCCAACAGAAAGUGAUGAUGUGCCAGAUUUAUUGUUCAGGUCACCUCGGUAACGAACAAUUAUCGUAUAUUCAUUUAUAUUUCUUAAUUAUGUGUAUCAAUUCAACAACAUCUUUCACAACAUCGUUAUCAAAUUUACCAUGCGUACAUAGAUCAUGUUGGCGUUCUUUUUUUUUUAAAUAAAGAAAAAGUCAACACA